Notodromas monacha is the source of this 2060-nucleotide messenger RNA. The record is from the annotation of a GenBank genome assembly. Lineage: Eukaryota; Metazoa; Arthropoda; Ostracoda; Podocopida; Cyprididae.
UAUGUUUUAUAACUCACCAGGAAUGCAGCUUUUGGUCCGGUGCGAAAAGCGCGACGGAAAAUUGCCCGAAAUCGCGUUGAUUGAACUGCAAGGUGACAUCGCCACGGCAGAUAAUGCAGCCCUGGAUUCACGAUUGUUGGGCCAACUGUAUUACACUCACGAUGGCACACCGAUGAUGACGAUUGGACAUCACAUUAUACACGGAAAAGUGCAGGAUUUGGGGAAGCCAUUUGUACUGAUGCGGCCCGUGAAAGAAAAUGAAAAGACUGCUUCAUUUGUGAUAGAUGCCGUUGUCAGGAAGAAGCUCAUCUUCAAGAGUAGACCGAAACCGAUUGUUCCAUCGAACUCCGAACUCGUGGGGAAAAAUAAGUGAUGAAUUCUUUUUGCGUGAAAUAAGUCAUUUUUGUACUUUUUCCAUCGAAAAACUCAUUGAAUAAAUUCGUUCCUAGCCUCCUGUGAAUUUUCGCUAUCAUUUGGUAACUUUUUCAACUGAUCGUUGGUGGAAUUCUGCGCAGGAUUCUGGUAGGACAAAAAAAAAACAGAGAAUGUUUUACAGAGGUUCUGUGAUCCUUCGUGCCGUUUUGCCGAAGCCUUGUUCUUUGGUUGGCAAGGAAAAGAGGAAUUAUGCGACCGAGGCCACUUUCGAUAUUGCGAGGCCCUUCAAGUUCCACCACUUUCCAGAAGGAGAAAAGCCCACCCAGGCGUCAGUGGGCAGAGACGAGGCAUUGGCCAUGUACAGACAAAUGCAAAUGAUUCGUCGCCUGGAAACAGCUGCGGGCAAUUUGUACAAAGAAAAGGUCAUUCGUGGGUUUUGCCAUUUGUAUUCGGGUCAAGAAGCUGUUGCAGUCGGGAUGCGGUCUGUGAUGCAGCCACAAGACAGUAUUGUGACUGCGUACAGAGACCAUGGGUGGGCCUUGGUCAUGGGUGUGGAUGCUGUGGGUGUCCUUGCUGAGUUGACUGGCAGAGCCACUGGGUGUUCCAGGGGCAAAGGUGGCUCCAUGCACAUGUAUGCUCCCAAUUUCUAUGGGGGAAAUGGGAUUGUUGGAGCUCAGUGUCCUGUUGGAGCUGGGAUCGCUUUUGGCCACAAAUACCUGGGUGACAAAGGAGUCUGUUUGACCCUGUAUGGAGACGGUGCAGCUAAUCAAGGUCAACUAUUUGAAGCCUUCAACAUGGCAAAGCUCUGGAAUCUCCCCUGCAUUUUCAUCUGCGAAAACAAUGGCUAUGGAAUGGGCACCAGUGCAGACCGAGCUGCAGCCAGUACCAACUAUUACACCAGAGGACAAUUUGUCCCUGGAAUUUGGAUUGAUGGAAUGGACGUGUUGGCUGUGAGAGAAGGCACGAAGCUGGCCAUGGACCUGUGCCGGGAAGGCAAGGGCCCAGUUGUCCUAGAGGCAGCCACUUAUCGAUACUCUGGCCACUCGAUGUCUGAUCCGGGAACCAGUUACCGAACUAGAGAAGAAGUGCAAGAAGUCAGGGCCACCAGAGACCCGAUCACGUCUUUCAGGGAGAAGAUGCUCACCACGGACCUCGCUUCUCAUGACGAGUUGAAGAAAAUUGAUCAAGAAGUGAGGAAAGCGAUUGAUGAAGCUGUUGCUAGAGCCAGAGCUGAUCCGGAAACCACGGAUCUUUACGGGGAUGUCUACAGCAACUGUUUGGAAGAGGAAAUUAGGGGCACUGUUCCCUUUGAGAAACACCCUCACCAAGUCAUUGGCAAGCCUCUGAAUCUGUGAACAACAACAAAUCGGUGACCCCCCAUUUUAACAUGAAUCCCCCCCACUGACACUCACUUGGUGCAUGGUGAGUGCAAUCCAUCUCUUUUUUGUUUCGUUUCGAAGAGCCAUGUACCUGUUGAGAUGUUUUGUUGCUUUUUCGUGGGAGAUUUUUAGUGGAUUUAAUUUUUGCUUACCUGUGGGAAUCGAAAAAAAGAGUGGUUUCCAGGAAGAGAGAGAAUGCCAUCGAAUUAGGAAACUACUAGUCAGUGAUUUUCUGUUGCUUUUUUUUGGAUGAUGUGAAAAUCUCGUGGCGCGGGGAAUGAGAAAUGAAGACCCUGGUGCAUUUAA